Messenger RNA from Ambispora gerdemannii, 681 nucleotides. The record is from the annotation of a GenBank genome assembly. NCBI's taxonomy places the organism in Eukaryota, Fungi, Glomeromycota, Glomeromycetes, Archaeosporales, Ambisporaceae.
AUGGCUGAAUCGAACGUCAAAAAGUUUGCAAGUAAUCAAGUGUUUGGAAGAUAUCAGAAACUUUCGUUGGUUUCGGUUCUUUCCCAAAUGCCAGAUUUUCACUGGUGCUCCAAUCCAGGAUGUGGAUCAGGACAAAUUCAUUACGAAGGACAGGCGGCACCAAUAAUGACGUGUCAAUCCUGCUUCCAAAAAUCAUGCGUGAUCCACUCUCUAGCCAUUCGAAAUAACUCUUCACACUGUCCUCAAUGCGAAAACUUAGCUAGAGCGUUCGAACAAGCACACGAACAAGUACAUGACUUCGUCACUAAAGUUCUUAUUGAGCAAGGACACGACGCGCCACAAACAGACGAAGAUAAAAUGAUAUUUGAAAGUCAUUUUGAUGCAAUGAUCAGAGAAAUUGCAUAUAGUAUUGCAGAGGGAGGUGAUGGCUCAGCUGCUUUAUCUGCCGCAAGAAAUGAUCAAGAACAAAUUCAGAAAAAACGUAGAGAGGAACAGAUGAAAAAAUUAGAAGAAGAAACUAAAGCUUUUAUUUCAUCUAUGUCGAAAAAGUGUCCGAAGUGUAACGUUAAUAUCGAAAAGAAUGGAGGUUGUGAUCAUAUGACUUGUCGUGCUCGUGGAUGUGGAUAUGAAUUUUGUUGGAAGUGUCGCGGUGAUUGGAAAACUCAUAGGAGAUGUUCCUAA